AUGACAGACUCACCAACCCCCAAACAACACAUCGCCCACACCCUCCUCUCCCGCGCCCACUCCCCAGAUAGCGCAACCCAACAAUUCACCGAGCGCAUCAAACAAAAACCACUCUACCUCCGCCCAACCUCACCCUCAGCCUCUGACAACCGAUCUCGCCGCCGCCUGCACCGACUUCAAAAGAAAGAAUACUUCCGGCGCCACCAGCGCCCGCAACCUUUAUCUGCGCGCGAAAAGCGGUCAUCCGGGCUACAUGACUUGCCAAAGGACGAAUGCAAGUAUGCGAUCUUUAAGGGCCUGCAUGAGCUGUGGAUUAGCUAUAUGCAGGAGCUUCUGGACCUUGGAGGGUCUGCAGCUAGGGGUAGGUGUUCAUUGACGCCUUCGUCGCAUGGUGCGAAGCUUGUUAGUGCGGAUUAUCAUGGGGCGGAGGUGGAAGUUGUGAGGAGUCGGUCUUCGGGGAGGGUGGGGUUGAAGGGGAUUGUGGUGAGAGAUACGAAGUUUACGUUUGUGAUUGUUACGGCGAAGGAUGAGGUUAAGAGUAAGUGGUAUCUUGUUACUGUUGUUGUUCUUGCGUAUUGUUACUUGAAACUAACGGGUUUGAAUGAUUAUAGCGAUUCCGAAAGAACAUACGGUCUUCAAAUUUACUGUGCCGCUGCCAGUACCGACGAGCGAGGAGUCUGCUCAUGA
Molecule: messenger RNA, 687 nt
Organism: Penicillium cosmopolitanum
Lineage: Eukaryota; Fungi; Ascomycota; Eurotiomycetes; Eurotiales; Aspergillaceae
Product: RNase P/RNase MRP complex subunit
Exons: 1
Coding region: 1-687 (228 amino acids)
Biological process (GO): rRNA processing; tRNA 5'-leader removal
Cellular component (GO): ribonuclease P complex; ribonuclease MRP complex
Molecular function (GO): ribonuclease P RNA binding
Source: RefSeq, a predicted model, not a curated record